AAGACAAGUCGCAAUUUUCCGUAUCGUAGUCGCAUUCUCAGGAAUCCGUCGAACGAUUCGCUCAGUUCGUCGAUUAAAUAGACAACGAUCGGUAGUAUCCAAGGACUUGUUGGAAUCUCAUCGUAAUAUUAUGAGUUCAGUUUUGUAGUGUUACCAAGCAUUCAAUAACUAUUCGCUGUUUGGUCUAGUUUUACUACACGUUGAGACGAUCGACUAUUGUUACAGUUUAGUGAGUGCUGGCGAUGGAACCGGCACGAAUAAUUUGAAUUAAUUAUCAUCAAUUACGGUGAGUGGUGACAAACCGUUGCAGAGUCAAGCAUGCCGUAUUCAUACUGUCAGCAGCAUAAAUGCGAGAAUACAUAAGUCGAUGAGUGAAUUCAUUGAAUGUAUGAAUGAAACGCUCGCGUCUACGUUUUGCAAAUUUUUAUGAAUGGACCACGAAAUAAACCACAGGCUCUGUUAUGCUGAAUGAAAUUGUUUAUAACGACUGCAGCAGAAGUACAAGUUCGAAUGGAAGCGCGCUGUUGUUGAAGUGUGGUGACUCAUUUAUACUAAACGGAAUCGAAUGAAGUUCCUUUGAUGAUUUUGUGUUAAUAUAUAAACAUAGUGAAAUAGAUGCACCCAGACAAUGAUGCAUUAAGUGUGAUCUAGUGUCGUUGGGUUCGCCGAAGAGGUGAUUGUGAUCACUCUAUCGAAAUCACAGAGGACUGGAUAGAAUGUUGAACAAUUAGUGCAUACGUGUAAUCGAUUAAAAUGGAUUGGAUAACGUUGGUGGUGGCAUGCAAGAUUUCUCUAAAGAAGAAUUUGGUCUUCUCGGAGCAAGUGUUGUAGGAAACGAUAAGGAUAUUACCUCAACGCCGUCAUUGAUUAUCUCUGGAAUUCAGACUCAUAACUACAACUCUCAUAUAAACAUCAACCAUCUUCAAGUGCUUCAACAUAAUCAAGUCACCGGGAAUGGCUCGGUGCCACUUGGCAGUGCGUCGGUGGUGGAUGACAUCAAACUAAAUCAGACAAACGAGCUUAUUGAAGCUAACGAGAGUGGUAAACUGGAGGAGGUGGAUCGAGAUUUGUACCCCUGGAGUACAAACAAUAUUGGAAGUCAGUUUCUGCGCAGCUCGGAUGAUCCACUCAUCUCUGGCGGAACCAACGACAAUCAGAACGAUAAUGAGCUUAGUGUUGUCACAGCUUCUCAGUCAAUGUGUUCAUCGCCUACACCCCCACCAACGCAGAAGCAUCCGAACCGUAUCGCUGUGCCAACAUCAGUCCUUUCGCCAGAGCUACCAGAUACUUCAAUUGCUUCGCUAUCUGCUGCCAGAAAAACUACGAACGGAUUAUCGAAUCGCCGUGGCACAUCGACAGGUGGAGCCGGACGCCAGCGACGCAAAGGGCCCCUCAAGCUACGGUUUCACCAUCAAGCUCUGCCACCAGAAUAUCUGGACCAUUAUGAGGCAACCCAAAUCGCUACAACUAAACGCAUUCAACAACAACAGCAGAAAAACCAUAGUGGAAACCGGUCGAGCAGAAUGGAAAGACACGCCCUUCAGGAACGUGAAGAUAAAACUAAUGAAACGGUGAGGAAUUGGUUGCAAAAAAUUCUAGAACUGCAAAAGGAAGGCGUCUCACUAGCUCCGGUUCGAGAUGAUAUCGAAACUAGUGCUGAGGCUAACUCGAAAAGUGGUACGAAUAAUCAGCAAACCCAACGGAACAAGGUGGUUAGUUAUACUGACCUUCCGUACAUGGGUGAAAUGACAUUGGAUAAUUCGAAACCGAGAAGGGGUAGGAAACCUAAAAAAGCAGAUAUUUGUCAUCUUAUUUACAAAAAUUAUGGCACCAUUCUUCCGGGAACUCCAAAAACUGAUUUUACCCCUGAUAAAUCUAAUAAUGGAAACAGAGCGCAAACUAGAAGCAGUAGUUUGCUGGAACGACGAUUGAUGUCCGCAGAAAAAAAUCUAACAAUGGACAAUGGUAAAGUGAAACGUGAAGAACCUCUCAAUCUUUGUGUUCGGGAUAGUGGAGCUGACCCACUCGCACUGUCUAGUUCUGAGGACGAAAGUGAUGAGGUGUUUGAUUCCUCCUGCCCUACUCCAAUUAUCACUCCAACAGACAUCAACACAGAUCAGGUUCUUGCGGCAAACAUGAAAAUGUCACUGACGAACCUUCACAGUACAGCAGUAGGAACGUCAUCCAGUGGUGAAACUCCUUCGACGGCCGAAACCCCCCCAGGAUAUAUGUACUGGCCAAACAUGGGCAAUUUUAUUCAUCCUAUGGCUUUGUACUAUCAGAAGCUGGUUGAUUCUAACAGCACAGUACCACCUGGUCAGUCAAGCUCAUCUACCUCCAACUCAGUCCCAACUACUCCCACCGAAUCGAUACUUCCCAAAACACCAAUAAAUUCAACAAAAAACUCAACCCCACCUCCCUCAUCACCAUCAACAACGAAACGAGAGCACCAUCAAACACUAGUCCCCAAACCAAUAUCGCAACUUAUUAAGCCGGAAAAUACGGCGAAAGUCGCUACGGACACACAUUCACCCACAAACAAGACAUCACCAACAACUCAGAAGCGAAAACGAUCGGCCAUAUUUAUUCCUCCCGUACCAGCGGAGAACAGUACAAAUCCGGCCACAGAAGUUAGCAUCUGUAAGUUUAAAUUCACCGGUGGUGCAAAGCCGUGCCUUCAAGAGAAAAAAAUGCUCAGCGUAGAUUCCGGAGGAAACUUCCGUUAUUACUCCGGGACCGGCGAUAAAUCGAUGCGUGGUUAUGAAUUUUUUCCUCGAGAAAGUCUGCAGCAGAGCAGUCUUCAUGCAACGACCACUACAGGAGCUUUUCUCAAUACACCACCGGUUGAGAAAAUCGCUUGCGAUUUACCACCACCAUCGCUCGGAUUGAGUAAUGAAAUUUUACAGAUCCCAGAUUUUCCUAGUGCCGCUAAUCUGAGCGGUAUGAUUUCACCAGGUGGUUCCUCCCAUCAGCAUCGGCGUCUACUCCGUUCAGAGUCAAGUGAAGCACGUCGAGCGCGACGUCGUUCACGCCGUACCACUCAACGUGAAACACUGGAGAAAACCUUCAAAGAAAAAGGUUUUCUCAUUCAAACUCAGCAGCUCCAGUCGGCCGAAGGUGCGACUUAUUGUAAGUUUAGACAAUUACGUAAAUUUACCCGCUAUCUCUUCCGAAGCUGGAAAGACUAUCUUCCUGGAGAACUACAACAGGGAACAGGAGCAGAGCAUCCUCAUGAUGGGCUGUCCGUGAAUGCCCUGUCCGAAGAUCUGUUACUCGACGACAACAGUCCGCUACUCGAUGGGCCCAGCUCAUCAAUGAUAUUAGACCAAUUGCGUCGGGAGAGGGCUGAUCGGUUAUCUUCCCUGUCACCAGUUUCGACGACACCGACUCCAAUGCAAUCACUGUCACGCAGAUCUCUGGAUGAGUCGUCUCCAUCACCACCGCCACCGCCGUCGACAGUGCCACCGCUGCUGUUGCAUUCCGACCAGUUCAUCAAACAGGGAAGACAAAGCUGACACACCUUUAGCUUAGAAAAUGUGCUUGCCAAAGAAUAGUCGUAAGUUUAUCAUAGCUAAAUACAUUUUGUUUUGGUCGCAAUUAGGGCGAUAGACGGACGAGAAUAUUAGGAACAAUAAUAUUAUUCGUGGAAAUUCUAGUCGUUUUUUGUAAUGAUCCCUUUUUCCAAUAUAUAUUUUAAUUAUUUCUGUGUUCUGUACAAUAAUAACUAAAUUUCAACGUUGCCAUAAGUCAA
This is a messenger RNA of Malaya genurostris, 3751 nucleotides long. RefSeq lists its product as uncharacterized. The transcript is spliced from 3 exons. Lineage: Eukaryota; Metazoa; Arthropoda; Insecta; Diptera; Culicidae. Bases 780 to 3515 code for a protein of 911 amino acids. The record is from RefSeq and is a predicted model, not a curated record.